AUCUGUGAAUUACCAUAAUGAGAACCUCAUCUCCCCACAAGACUGCUGUGAGGUCUUGGGAAUGCACACGCAGGCUCUGGGAGGCUUCCUCCCUGCUCAGCCCUGGCUGCGGCUCUCCCUCACUGUUACAGAUGGGGAGACUGAGGCUGAGCGAUGCGAAGGCAUUUUUCUGGUCCUGAGCUGCGGCCUGGAGUCAAACCCUGUACAUCGCCUUUCCUUCUCCAGGAGCUUUGAAUCUCAGACUCCGAGAGGUUAUACCCAGACUGAGGAUGAGAGAGCCGAGACCCGACCUGGUAGAAGAGCGGACUGUUAUCCCUGUGAAAUCCCUCCAGGCUGCCUGGCUUCCUGCCUCCUGAUUCUGCCAUCCGUGUGGAUUUGUGAAAUGUGUACAUUUAAUUCCUCAGAUAUUUACCAAGGUCCUCCCUGUACCCAGGACCUUGCUAGGCACAGCGAAAACAACCCCGGAUGUCUCCGACCCUCUUACUUUGCUGAGUGGGCCCCACUGGGUCCUCCUUACUGCAGUUGGGCUGUAGCUCUGGACAAGGCCUGGGCGAGACACUGCCACUGCCAGUCACAUGGCGCAGGUGGGUCACAUCCUGCCCAGUGGAAGGCUUGUCUGGUCUUCGGGCCUCACCUCUCCAUCUUGCGCCCAAGGCACUGGCAAGGGGCCUGGUGGACAGAUAGUUGGCCACGUCCAGUGAGUGGCUCUGCCCAAAGCUACAGAGGAUGGCAGGUGGACCCAGGCCUCCACGUGGAUGGAGGCAAGAGCUGCUCACUCGCAGAGGGUAGAAGUGUGUGGACCCUGGAGGAAGGGUUAAGUUUUUCAGCUUUUUUGUGUCAGAGACUCCUUUGACAUCUUAGUGAUGUUUACUGAUCUCUUUCGGAAAAUGUGUGUGGGGUGAGUUUGUUUGUUUGUUUAAAGUAAUCUCUCCACCCAG
Messenger RNA from Mustela erminea (ermine), 938 nucleotides. RefSeq lists its product as uncharacterized. Bases 62 to 853 code for a protein of 263 amino acids. The record is from RefSeq and is a predicted model, not a curated record. The transcript is spliced from 3 exons. NCBI's taxonomy places the organism in Eukaryota, Metazoa, Chordata, Mammalia, Carnivora, Mustelidae.